UUUCAAACCGUCACCUCACGCGUAUUUCCCUGAUAACAAAUGGAACAUUCUGCUAAUAUCGUAACUCAUUCAAACGUGGGGUCAGGGUCGUCAGGCUUCCGUCGGAGAUGCUUAAAUGCUAUAGGAUCUCUGUACGUUACAAUGAUACGCUCACGGUACCUUUCGAAGCAGGACUCUAUCCUUUUUAGACGACCCUUCCCAUCUCUCAACAUACGGUACAUAUAUCGCUGCUCGUGACCCUCCACUACCACGUAUCGAUGGGCCUCCUUCUAAUCUUCGUUCUCGCCGCUCUCACUUGGGCGUACCUCAAGUUGAAAGAUGUCGGCAAGAGAGAACCCGGACUACCUCCUGGCCCUCCAACAACGCCAUUGCUCGGAAACCUGGGUAUUUUCCCCAAAGAAUUUGCUUAUUUGAAGUUGACUCAAUGGGCACGACUUUGGGGAGGGAUUUACUCUCUCAAGCUCGGUCCCGCUACUGCUAUCGUCAUCAGCGACGCUGCUGCGAUCAAGGAACUCAUGGACAAACGAAGCCAGAGCACUAGCGACAGACCGCCAAAUUACAUUGUAGAAUCUGUUACAGGAGGGUUGAACUUGGUCCUCGCCCGCUAUACCGAUACAUGGAGAACCUUACGAAGAACGGCGCAUUCGAUAUUGACGCCGCAGAUGUCAGCUAAACAUCUCCCUAUCCAAUAUGCUGAGGCGACGCAACUACUCUAUGACAUUAUCCAAACCCCCGACUCAUUCUAUACACACAUUCGACGGUAUUCCAACUCCGUCAUCAUGUCUGUGCUGUUCGGAAAGAGAUCCCCGAGAUACGAAACGCCAGAGACUACCGCUUUCUUUCGUGCUCAACACGAGUGGGAACUCCUGCUCGAGCCGGGUGCCACACCGCCACUCGAUUUGCUGCCAUUCCUUCAGAAGGUUCCUGAAAGCUGGGCGAAAUGGAAAACCGACGCCAAGCAGUGCCGGAAGCACCAACGGGAUCUCUACUUCGGCCUCUUAGAUGAAACUAAAGCACGGAUGGAAAAGGGCGAAGAGAACGGGUGUUACAUGGAAGAGGUUAUCAAGCGCGCAAAAGAGUUUGGUAUGGACAGAGAGAUGACGGGGUAUCUUGGUGGUGUCUUGAUCGAGGGUGGCUCCGAUACUACUUCCUCUUUCCUUCAAUCCGUCGUUCUUUUAAUGAUUGCCUUCCCGGAAACGCUGGAGAAAGCUCAGGAAGAGCUCGACCGCGUCGUUGGUUCUCAUAGGUUGCCCACGCUGGAUGACCUCCCGGAUCUUCCAUAUAUCAGAGCGAUUAUACAAGAGACCCACCGGUUCCGUCCGGUUGCUCCGUUGAUGAUACCCCAUGCCACUAUUACAGAUGAGGAGUAUCAAGGUUACCAUAUUCCGGCAGGAUCUACUAUUUUCGUGAAUGUUUGGGGUGUCUUCCACGAUCCCAACAUAUAUGAUAACCCUGACCAUUUCAACCCUGACCGCUACAUUCUCACUGAAAACGGCAACAAACCUGACGUUGAUGGAAGCGACUUGAGGGCUAACCUUGCAUUCGGAUGCGGAAGGCGCAUCUGUCCUGGAAUUCAUCUCGCCCAAAACUCGAUCAACCUGAAUACCAUGAGGUUACUAUGGGCGUUCAACUUCUCUCGGGCCACCAACCCUGAGACUGGACGAGUCAUCGACGUCAAUGUCGAUGACUAUCAAAAGGGUAUAUUGACCGCUCCAUGCCCAUUCAAGGCUUGCAUCACACCUCGAUCAGCUGAGGUCAUUGAAGUUAUUGAGAGGGAAUUCCAUGAGGCCUCAGAUACAUUCUCCAAGUUUGAAUUUGGGUUGAGCAGCGAGGAUAAGGCGUUUGUAGAUAACUAUCGCUCACAUUGAGUGUCAUAACUGUCCUUUCAAAGUUUAAUUUCAGUGAUUCUUAGUCCACC
Marasmius oreades (fairy-ring Marasmius) is the source of this 1918-nucleotide messenger RNA. RefSeq lists its product as uncharacterized. Gene Ontology annotation, molecular function: heme binding; iron ion binding; oxidoreductase activity, acting on paired donors, with incorporation or reduction of molecular oxygen. The transcript is spliced from 14 exons. The record is from RefSeq and is a predicted model, not a curated record. Lineage: Eukaryota; Fungi; Basidiomycota; Agaricomycetes; Agaricales; Marasmiaceae. Bases 258 to 1868 code for a protein of 536 amino acids.